CAAAGGACCAGAAGGUAGGAGGAAGAAACCCCUGCCCUGUCCUUCUGGAAGAGCCAGGAAGGAAGCCAGGAAAUCACCUUUGGAAGAUGGUGGCCGUGAAGAUCUUCGGUCUCCUGCUGGGGUCCCUGCUCCUGGCAGUGGUGCUGGGAGAGAAGGCGGAGGGUCACUUCUCCCUCUCCCUGCCCCUCAGAGGCCACUCUAAGGUCAGUGGCUCCCGACCUCGAGGCCCCAGGUAUGCUGAGGGGACCUUCAUCAGUGACUACAGCAUUGCCAUGGACAAGAUCCGCCAACAAGACUUUGUGAACUGGCUGCUGGCGCAGAAGGGGAAGAAGAACGACUGGAAACACAACAUCACCCAGAGGGAGGCCGCCGGGGCCCUGGAGCUGGCCCAUCAAUCUCACAGGAAGGAGGAGGCGAGGGAGCAGCAGGGCUCCCUACCCAAGAAGCCCAGUGAUGAAGAUUUGCUCAAGGAUUUACUGAUUCGAGAGCUGCUGGCCUGGAUGGUGGAUCAGAUGGAAGUCUGCAGGCUCAGAUUUCAGUGACUCAGACCAAACCCAGCUCGGGCCUGGACUCUGC
Molecule: messenger RNA, 576 nt
Organism: Leptonychotes weddellii (Weddell seal)
Lineage: Eukaryota; Metazoa; Chordata; Mammalia; Carnivora; Phocidae
Source: RefSeq, a predicted model, not a curated record